This is a messenger RNA of Puccinia graminis f. sp. tritici CRL 75-36-700-3, 912 nucleotides long. RefSeq lists its product as uncharacterized. The record is from RefSeq and is a predicted model, not a curated record. Bases 1 to 912 code for a protein of 303 amino acids. Gene Ontology annotation, molecular function: nucleic acid binding; zinc ion binding. The transcript has a single exon. NCBI's taxonomy places the organism in Eukaryota, Fungi, Basidiomycota, Pucciniomycetes, Pucciniales, Pucciniaceae.
AUGCCUGCUUGGACCGUUCAGAACCCCUCAGCCCUCAUUGGUAAUGUUCCGGUACUCGACGGCAACUCAGUUACGUUCCCAGCAUGGCGUACCCAGCUUGAAGACCUUCUUGCGAUUCAAGGUGUACACGACAUCGUUACCGGCAAGCUCCCUCGACCGGAAACUGAUCAGAAAGAAGCAAAACCAAUCGCUCAAGGCUCUCAGCGGGUUUACUUCGCCGAGGAAUCCGGUACCGAUUGGGACUCCUUAUCCGAAGUGGCUCGGGCCACUAUGAAAAUGACUUUGUCGGUCGACUUGGCGAUCCGAUACAAAGAUUUGAAGCCUGCCAGCCUCCUGUUUAAAACGAUCUGCGAUGCGUACGAGAAAAACACUCGGGCAAGGCGAAUGAUGCUGGAGGAUUCUUUCUGGUGCGCUCGUCACGACUCGAGUCAACCCAUCGCGAAGUGGAUCGCGAAGAUCCGGAAUGCGGCAUCUGACCUCAAAUCCGUCAAGCUCACUCCGGCAGAUCAACAGAUAUGCGAUCGCCUCCUUCGUGGUCUAGACAACACUUGGAAGCCGAUUCGGGACCACCUCGUCUACUCGCCCAACGAGAUAUCUCUUGACGACGCCAUUGGGGCGCUAGAGGCCCACAAAGUAUCUAUGCAGGUUACCUUUGACCACUCGGGCGAUAAUUACGCAGCCGCUGCUGUAGCAAAACCGAAGAAGAGACUCGGCUGCUGGAACUGCGGGCAAACCGGUCACCAUUCGUCCGCAUGCCCCAACCCCUCUCUCAAAAACAAAUCGAAUGCAACAGCCAAAUCAGCUGUAGUGCGAGCCGGUGCAACCUCUGCGGCACCUCUCGGCAACGGUGGACCUAGCGAUGAUGAAGACGAUGACAGCUUCGACGAAGAAAUUGACGUCGUUUGGGGAUGA